Messenger RNA from Hyla sarda, 576 nucleotides. It is a transcript of the gene DYNLL1, whose product is annotated as dynein light chain LC8-type 1. The record is from RefSeq and is a predicted model, not a curated record. Gene Ontology annotation, cellular component: cytoplasmic dynein complex. The coding region runs from base 161 to 430 and encodes 89 amino acids. Gene Ontology annotation, biological process: cilium assembly; microtubule-based process. The transcript is spliced from 3 exons. Gene Ontology annotation, molecular function: dynein light intermediate chain binding; dynein intermediate chain binding. NCBI's taxonomy places the organism in Eukaryota, Metazoa, Chordata, Amphibia, Anura, Hylidae.
GUAAUAGAGGCUGCAGUGCGGUGGCGGUAGAGUGUUUGCAAGACAACGCAGCCGGGAAAGCACGCUGUGCCCAGUGCUUCACUAACCGGGAGAUUGCGAGCUGAGGCGGCUCUGCCGGGAAACAACUUGAGCAAGACAACGCUGACUUCUACAAGCCAUCAUGUCUGAGAGAAAAGCGGUCAUCAAGAAUGCUGACAUGUCUGAAGAGAUGCAGCAGGACGCAGUGGAAAUCGCCACCCAAGCCCUGGAGAAAUUCAACAUAGAGAAGGAUAUAGCUGCUUGUAUCAAGAAGGAGUUUGACAAGAAGUACAACCCUACAUGGCACUGCAUCGUGGGCAGGAAUUUUGGCAGCUACGUUACGCACGAGACCAAACACUUCAUUUACUUCUAUCUGGGCCAAGUGGCGAUCCUUCUCUUUAAAUCGGGCUAGGUGACAAAGGAAAGAUCAAUGGACUGCUGAAAUAAAGUCAGGUCUAUGGGAACAACCCCUUCUGCACCCAACUGGUCUGUUACCUUGUGUUGCUGGGACUCUAAUGUUACAUGUUCUGAGUGAUAAAGACAUAUUGGGGGGAAAAA